AUGGCGGUCAAAGAAGAGCUUCCAGUGGCUUCGAGCCACAAGACGGAGAAGAAGCAGAAGAAAGAGAAGAAGAAGCGAUCCCGGGAGGAAGACCCUCUUGUGACAGACGAACGCAAGCACAAGCGAUCCAAGAGCACAGCCAACCGUGCAAUCUCACCAGACCUCUCGGCUUCUGCGAACACAGACGCCAACGAUAGUGUUGCCGAGGCCGAGAAGCCAACCAAAAAGUCGAAAAAAUCAAAGAAGAGCAAGCAGGAAGCCCCAGCAGAUGCCGGGGAUGCGGUGCAAGUGGUUGCCGACAAGAAGAAGCGACGCAUGUCCAGGAGUCAAGAUGACGAAGACGGCCGGUCCGAACUGAAGGCCAGCGCCAAGAAGAGCAGCAGCAAGAAGAAGAGCAAGAAGGAGCCUACGCCAGAGUCGUCCGAGGCCGAGCAAGCUUCAGAAUCCUCAGAAGACGACGAAGCCGAAAACCCCGAUGCCAUGGACAUUGACACGCCUUUGCAGCCCAACCCUCCCAAGUCUACAUCUAGGCUGCACCAGCCGCUCGAUACCCCCGCCAAACCACGAUACCCAUUCUUCACACAAACCGUCUCCCUCUUCCUGCCCAUCUACCCCAUCGGAUGGGCUGGCCCCUGCACCGCCGCUGCGACCCAGCACCUCCAGCCCAUGGUCAACCGCUACGUGCCAGUCCUCGGCGGUGUUCUGCUCGGCUUCCGCAACGUCGCUGUCUCCGAGCGCCCCGGCCGCGAAGACGCGGCGACUAGCGACUCGGACGUUUGCAAACUUGGUGCCAUUGAUGAGUUCGCCGUCGGCUUCGGCUGGGUCACGGCGGACGUCGACCUCUUCGUCCCGAAGCGCGGCGCCUGGAUGGAGGGUAGCAUCAACCUCGAGAGCGAAGGUCACGUCGGCGUCGUGUGCUGGGGCAAGUUCAACGCCAGCAUCGAGUCGGCGCGUCUACCGCCCGCGUGGCGCUGGGUCCAUCUUGGCACCGACGAGACCGCAGCGACGAGCGCCCACGACGACACCGUUUCCAACUUUACUGCCGAGGAGCAGCACGGUGCCGUGCGCCAGAUCCACGCUACGGGUUACUGGGUCGACGAGGCUGGCCAAAAGGUCAAGGGCCGUGUGCGCUUCCGUAUCAAGGCUUUCGACGUGGGCGUCAGCGGAGAUCACGGCUACCUCUCCCUUGAGGGAACCAUGCUCGACGCCGCUGGCGAGGCUGAGGCGCGCCAGCGCGACGCCCAGCAAGAGCUACGGCGGCGCAAGGGCAAGUCGGGCGGUGUGCUGCGCAAGGAGCGACGAUACGUGCCCGACUUCAGCAUCACAAAGUUCGGCGAAGUUGAGAACGAGGAGGAGAAGGCCUUGGCGCAGGAGGUAUGGGAGCACACCGAGCCGGCCAAGGAUGCCGCCGAGACGGCGCAGGACGGCGAGUACGCCGGGCUUUCGCACGAGGCCGCUUAG
This is a messenger RNA of Verticillium dahliae VdLs.17, 1461 nucleotides long. Its product is annotated as DNA-dependent RNA polymerase I subunit A43. Gene Ontology annotation, cellular component: RNA polymerase I complex. Gene Ontology annotation, biological process: DNA-templated transcription initiation. NCBI's taxonomy places the organism in Eukaryota, Fungi, Ascomycota, Sordariomycetes, Glomerellales, Plectosphaerellaceae. The transcript has a single exon. Bases 1 to 1461 code for a protein of 486 amino acids. The record is from RefSeq and is a predicted model, not a curated record.